GAAAUUAGUUAGGUUGUAUGCUUGAUAAAACAAAACUUAGAUUUUUCGCGCAGUUCUGUAUUUUAUUGCAUUUCAGUGAAAUUAGGGAAAUGUUUUAAUUGAAAUGUGUGAAAGUGUGACCAGUAUUUCAGCACAAAUAGAAGUUCUAUCGAAAGAAUUUGAUUUUUUGCCAUCUAUUAUAAGUAUUCUUUCAUCUGCAGACAAGUCAAAGGAAUCCAAAGAUGAGAUUAUCAAAAAAGUGGCAUCGUUUAAAAAUAAGUUAAUUCUAUGCAAAGAAAGUUUAUCUGUGAUGAAUGGUUUGAAUUACAGUCCUGAAGAGCAAGAUGAGUUGUACAAAAAGAAUCUCAAUGAACUUGAUUCUAAAAGAAAGGCUCUUGAGACGUUCCGUUACCUUGACGUUAUUACGAAUUCUCAAGUGAAAAAAGAAAAUGUAUGAAGUUGUAAUAUGCAUAUGAAGUUGUGAUCAAUGU
Hydra vulgaris (swiftwater hydra) is the source of this 470-nucleotide messenger RNA. RefSeq lists its product as uncharacterized. Gene Ontology annotation, molecular function: transcription coregulator activity. Gene Ontology annotation, cellular component: mediator complex. The record is from RefSeq and is a predicted model, not a curated record. NCBI's taxonomy places the organism in Eukaryota, Metazoa, Cnidaria, Hydrozoa, Anthoathecata, Hydridae. Gene Ontology annotation, biological process: regulation of transcription by RNA polymerase II.